UUCUACGGAAUUCUGCAUAAGCAUUUAUUUCCUACGCCGAACCCCCGGGUCUAGAUUGCAAACAUCCAAGGAUACAUAGAUUAUAUAUCCGAAAACAUGGAAUACAAACGUAAAAUGCGUAGAAAAUUGUCGUCGGAAUCGGAUGAAGACACUUCUUCCUCGGAGCCGACAAAUAAAAAGAGGAAGAAUGCCACAGUCCCAGAAGACUACAUGGACAUUGUUGAGCAGGACCCAAACAGUCUUCUGGUACCAGGCAACAACAAUACCGGUAGCAGCCGAGAGUCGUCAGGCUCACGCAGAUCCCAGGGAUCAUCUUCAUCUUUAACUCUUUUGUACGAACCAGACGUUCCAAGUGAAUUUAAUCGCUGCGGCAAAGUCAUAUCAAUACAUCUGGAGAAUUUCAUGUGCCAUGAGAGUUUCACCGUCGAGUUUGGUCCCAACACCAAUUUCCUGGUGGGCAAAAACGGGAGCGGCAAGAGUGCCACGCUCACAGCCCUGACCGUGGGUAUGGGAGGCAACGCACGCGCCACUAGCCGUGCGGCCAGCAUAACGAAGCUAAUCAAAAACGGCGAAACAUCAGCCAAAAUCGAAAUAACCUUGUGUAAUGUGGGAUUGAGCCCAUUCGAUGCGGAACAUAUGGGACCGCAUAUCACGGUGGUGCGGCACAUACGCCAAUCAUCCUCGUCGUAUGAGCUAAAGGAUGCACGCGGUAAAAUCGUCUCGAAAAAAUUAGAUGAUGUUAAGCGCUUGCUGCGGCGCUUUCGAAUUCAUGUCGAUAAUCCCAUUUUCGUGCUAAACCAGGAGGCUUCACGUGAAUUUCUAAAAAAACUGGAGCCAAAAUCAAAUUACACACUUCUGAUGAAAGCAACGCAGCUGGAUUCUUGUGUUAAUGCUCUCAACGAAUGCCUUGUCCAACGUCAAAGCCUACAUAGAGCCUUGGAGCAUCUUGAAUUGAGAAAGCAAGUAUCGGAACAACUGGUCGUGGCGGAGGAGGAAAAGUUAGCCACACUCAGGGAUAAGGAAGCGGUCAUGGUCAAGUUACAAGAGGCCAACACCAAGCUGGCUUGGCUGUCGGUGGGGCAACAAGAGGAGGAGCUUGCCAGCUGUGAGCAGUCGAUUAAACUGAUUGAAGCCAAGAAAUCCAAGCUGGAGGCAGCCACGAUCCAGAAGGACUCCACACAAGCCACACUCACGCAACAGUUGAGCACCUUCGAGGAAAAAAAAAAGCGUAACCAAGAUGUCUACCAAUCGCACGAGACAAAGAUGCGUGAAGCCAUGCGCAUAUUGCAGGAAUAUCUUUUAAAAGCCAGCAAUAUCAGGUCACAAAUGAAGAAUGCCGAAAAACGCCUUAGUGAGGAGAAGCACGAAUACGAUGCUUGUGAAAAACACAUCAGCAACUACCACGCCGACUAUGCGAGGAUUAAACAGAAGCGAGAGGAGCAUGCCGCCAGAGCGGUGGAGCUGAAGAAGCUGGUCGCCGAUAGAGAGGACCUCGUUAAACAGUUCCGAGAGGAGCAACUGGAGACAAAAGAACGGCUGAGCUCUGUGCGCGAGCAGGUGGAUGCCCGAGGAUUCGAGAGGAACAAAAUGUACCAAUCCACGCAAAAAAUUAAAUCGGAAAUUGAGACGCUUGGUCGCAACAAAAACAACAAUUUGUCCAUAUACGGGGAGCAGGCAAUUAAUGUAGUUUGUGCCCUGCGCUCCAAGUAUAGCGGCCCGAACCAGUACCGAAUGCCACGUGGUCCUCUUGGCCAAUACAUAACAGCAUCUAAUCCUAAGUACAGGGAUCUGGUCGAGAACCAGCUGUCCUCUUGCCUACGUUCCUACAUCGUAAGCUCCGACAAGGAGCGUCAAUCGUUGAGAUCCUUGCUCCAGAGGUUCUAUGGAAACAAUAUGCCCACCAUCAUUACCAGCGCAUUCACAGAUCGCGUGUACAAUGUGUCGAAAUACAAAGUUAAGGCCACUACACCUAACACCACAGUACUGAUCGAUGAAAUUAGCUGCGAUGAUCCGGUUGUAAUGAACUACCUAAUAGAUUCAAUGCGUAUCGAGACGGUGCUGGUAACCGAGUCCAAAGAGACCGCCGAAUUUCUCACAUCCGACACGGAGAACGUUCCACCCUACUUGACGCGUGUGCUGGUGCCAAACCUGGGGCUGGAGUACAUACCAUCGCCCAACUAUGCAGUCUAUUCGGUUCGUAUAUACCCGGGACGAUACAUGCAGGUGAAUGUGGACGAUCGCAUCAGGCAGCUGCAGGAUGAGCAGCGUAGUCUGCAGGAGCGGGCGGCAUCCAUUGAAGCGGACUAUAAGAUACAGAAGCAAAUUCUGGAACGCACCACUCAGGAGGUCGCCAAAAAGACAUCCGAAAUAAAUCAGUAUCUUGCCGAUGUACAAAAGGCUACCCAAGAAAUUAUUGAAAUUGAAAACACAGAGUACCGUGAUCUACCUGAAUAUGACCGCCUGAAAACCCACUUGUCCGAUUGCGGUGAGAGAAUCGAGAAAUGUAAAGAAGAACGCCGUGAGCUGCAAGUGAAACUCGAAGAAAUCGAUACACUCAAGACCGAAUAUGAAGCUAAGAAGUCCGAUGAAUUAAAGGCCCUCGAGGAGAUUACCAGACAAGUGGAGAGGCUCGAUACGGAGGCCCACGAAGUGUCAAAUCAAAUACGUAACUUGGACAGUGAAUUCUCGCAAAACAAUCGCAAUCUCCAGAAAAUGGUAGAGCUGGUGCAAAAUCAGCAAAAGGUCAGACAGGACAUUCUCAAUGAAUUGGAGAAGGCAACCAAAGCGGCCAAACUGACGGGCGAAUUUAUUAAGACCACGAAUACGGAAGAGGAACUCCUAGAUUUAAUAAGUCGAUACAAAUCAAAGAUCCGACAAGUGGAGCAACUAAAUUACGAUCCCGAAGAGGUAGAGAAGAGUUUAGGUGUCCUGAGGGAUAAGCUUGGCGAAGAUGCCAACCGUUUUAAACUAUCAGAAAAUGUUGUCAUGCAUCUGCGCCAGGCGUACCACGCCAAUUCGCUAAAUUUCCAGAGAUCUCGCCAUCAUUAUUUAACAAUGGUUCAGCACAACUUUCAGUGUGCCCUAAAACUGCGGCAUUUUGAAGUAACCUUUGAAGAUAAUUUAAAAGCGAAAACGUGGAGCAUAAAUGUCUUUCCUGCAAGUGGCAACAAAACCUCAAACACAAAAAGUCUGUCCGGUGGGGAACGCUCUUUCACGACGGUUUCGUUGCUAAAAGGUCUUUGGACCACUUCAGAUCACCCGUUCUAUUUUUUAGACGAAUAUGAUGUUUUCACUGACGAAGUCAACCGCAAAUUUAUAACUGAACUUUUAAUUAAAGAGGGUAGGGAUUGGAGAACGCGACAAUAUUGUUUUCUGACACCCCUGGAUACGGAAGUGGAAGAGAGUCCAUACAUCAGAAUACUUAAAUUGUCUUCGCCCGAUGAAGGUGAUUCCAACAGGCACUCUCUUUCUUAAUAUUUAGCCUAUAUUCGAAAAAGACGGUUGCAGGAUGACGACAAAUUAGCCUCCAACUACUAAAUCCUCAGGAAACAUACAUUUUUUAUUACUAUACUUACUUGAACACAAAGUAUAUUAUUCUUUACUUGGAACAGUGCAGAGGUGAAUGAAGUGUUUGUUGUUAGGAAUUAAAAGUUGACGGACAAAGUA
Molecule: messenger RNA, 3666 nt
Organism: Drosophila persimilis
Lineage: Eukaryota; Metazoa; Arthropoda; Insecta; Diptera; Drosophilidae
Gene: SMC6
Product: structural maintenance of chromosomes protein 6
Exons: 14
Coding region: 97-3474 (1125 amino acids)
Biological process (GO): double-strand break repair via homologous recombination
Cellular component (GO): site of double-strand break; Smc5-Smc6 complex; nucleus
Molecular function (GO): single-stranded DNA binding; damaged DNA binding
Source: RefSeq, a predicted model, not a curated record